This is a messenger RNA of Lachancea dasiensis, 3072 nucleotides long. The record is from the annotation of a GenBank genome assembly. NCBI's taxonomy places the organism in Eukaryota, Fungi, Ascomycota, Saccharomycetes, Saccharomycetales, Saccharomycetaceae.
AUGUCAUUUAGAUCAUGGCGGCAAUUUCAAUUCUUCGAGAAUAUCCCGAUCAGGGAUCCAAAACUUGGUAGCGAAUCACCUUUAUUCUCAGAUCCUACUCUCUCUGCAGCGUGCCCAUUCCAAAAUGACAAACUAUUUACCGCUAUUCAUUCGAGAGUUCUGCGAAAGGUCAACCUCACUACGUUGGAAGUUGAGCUCGAAUUCAAAGCUUAUCCGGAAGGCUUUCAGAUUACACACUUGUGCUGUAUAGAUGACGUCUUCCUGGUUAGUAUCGCAGAGCAGCUAGGAAAACCUUGCUCGUUAAAGGUAUGGAGAGCUGACAAACAUUUGAGAGAUGAAUACGACUUCCAUAGUGCUGUUGAAAUAAAAAAUGGAAAAAACACAUUCCCUUUGUCUGCUGUGUCAAUUGCAAACGAUUUAACCUGUAUGGCCAUCGGGUUUGUAAAUGGGCGGAUAGUAUUGAUACGGGGGGAUACCGUCCACGAUCGCGGAUCAAAGCAACGAGUUAUAUAUGAAGAUCCGAACAAAGAGCCAAUCACGUCUUUAAUGUUGGAUCGCGAAAGUCAAACCCUGUUUGCGUCCACGACAUCUGCGCUUUUUCUUUUCAACACGUCGGGCAGGAAUAAUGGCAAACCUGAAAUGGUUCUUAACUCAGAAUCAGGCGUCGACCUCAAUUGCAGCUGUUCAAGUAGCGACAAAAAUGAAUUUAUAUGUUGUUUCACCAACUCAAUUGACUUCUACAAGUCCAGUGGUGAAAAGCGGUCUUUGGUGACUGAUCUCUCUAUGAUUCGAAGAGUAUUCUCAAUUGACAAAGAUCACCUAUUGAUUUUAUCUGGAGUUCAAGCAUCGAAUACUAGCGCUCUCAACACAUCCACUCCCACAGGACCAAAUAAUCGCGUUGUGAUACUUGAUAUUCGCAACAAACUUAUAGCCAUGAACAAUCUGAUAACCGGGUCUGUAUUGGAUAUCUUUCCAAGCAAGCUUACGGAUGAGCCUUCUGUUGCAUUGCUGACCUCAGAUGGAACCUUGCACAAAAUAAGCGAAAGACCGAUUAAUGAGAAGUUGCAAAUAGUGGAGCAAAAGGAGCUCUUUCAAAUUGCUAUCGAUUUAGCAGAGCAGCACAAGGUAGCACCUAUUCAAAUCGAGGAAAUAAGAAAGAAGUUUGCCGAGUACCUGUACAAUAAUGGCUCAAAGUCAGGGGCAAUAGAGCAAUACUUACAAUGCCUUAAUGUAACCGAGACAAGCGAGGUUAUUGCAAAAUUUGGAGCCGAAAAUUCUUCAAGCCCGGAUGACAUCUCGAAUCUGUCAUUCUACUUAUUGUCUAUGAUGCAAAAGGGAAUGACCAAUUGUGAUCAUGUUACACUGUACAUCAUAACUUUAAUAAAGCUUAAAAAUGAGGAAGGACUCCACAAUUUUGUCAAUCAUUUUAACAGAGCAGGCAAAUAUCUUGCGACGGAAGAGCCUGAGUCAUCUUGGAUGCAAGAUGAAGAAUCUUUUUUUUAUUCUGACCUCAAUCUUUUCGACCUCGAACUUGUCUUGCGGCUGCUAUUAGAUUCAGGAUUUGGCUUGCAUGGCUAUAGAUUUGCAAGAAAAUAUUCAAAACGACCGGAAGAUGUUGUAGAUAUUCUGAUUACUGAUUUGAAUGAUCCCCACUCCGCGUUAAAAUAUAUCAAAAGUUUAAGCGUCGAUGACACUUUGAGAGUCUUGAUCUCAUUCUCUAAAAAGUUAUUGGAGCUCAUACCGAAUGAUACUAAUGCAUUACUGAUAGAGCUAUUCACAGGAAAAUUUCAAACCGUAAGAUUUGAAGAAAUGAGUGAUGAUAUUAGUUUGAAGAACGAAAAGAUUGAUUACAGCGUUUUUUACAGUUAUAAUUCAUUCCUCGAUUUUAUGAGAGGAUCUUCGUCCUCAAAAGAUCUGCCUUCAACUGAGAAUGUUCCGACCUACCACCCACCGCGCCCUGCCUUAAUUUUCAGCUCUUUCAUAAACCAACCAUUUGAAUUUGUUGUGUUCUUAGAGGCUUGCUUGGGUAGUUAUAACGAGUUUAAUGGCUUUGACCAUGACAAACAGCUUGUUCUGACUACACUUUAUGAUAUCUACUUAUCUCUGGCAAAAGAAGAUGACAAAAGCCGUCAAAACGAGUGGAAAGAAAAGGCGCGACAUGUAUACCAAGAGAGUACAAAACUUGUGAAAGCGAGCAGAUCAGCAAGUAGCACAACUUCAUCAGAAAAGCUUACGAAGCCUGUAGACAAUUCUCUGAUGAUGCUCAUCUCCCAAGUGAACGACAUUGAUUUAAUGCACGAAACAUACGAUGAAUCCGAACAAUCUAAUUUGAAGUUUGAUAAGGCUGAUUUAACUUACAAGUUUGAGUCUUUAUCCCUAACGAGUGGACCUAAGACCGCACUUAAGUUCAUCGAACAGUACGGCGAACAAGAGCCAACACUAUACACAAUGGGUUUAGCGCACUUUGUGAGUUCAAAGAGUGCACUAAAAGGUAUCGGCGGUGAAGCUGUCUUCAAAGAAAAAAUUCUACAGAAAGUCUUGGAUUUGGAUCUGAUGCCCUUGUUGGAUGUUCUUCAAGUGCUCGGUUCUACUAAUGUUUCCACAUUUGGUCUUGUACAAGAGAUUCUAAUCCAGCACAUAAAAUCCGAGAGUCAGGAGAUUAAAAAUAAUCAAAGGUUGGUUGAAUCGUAUGAGACCGAACUAAUGGAAAAGGAGAACAAACUCAAAUCCCUCACCGACAAGAACACGCCCUUGCCUAUCAAGAUCAAAGAUCAAACCUGUAAUACGUGUUCUUUGAAGCUAACAACUCCUUUGAUAACUUUUAAGUGCGGCCACAUUUACCACCAAAUGUGCCUGGAUGAGACUGAUUACUCCACUCAGGAAAGCCAACAUUUUCAGUGCCCCCAGUGUAUUGUAGAUUAUAACGCAGCUGAGGGUAUGAAAAGAGCACAGACUGAGGCGCAAAAGAAUAGCGAACUACUGACAAUGGCUUUGAAUGAUGUGCAAAACAGAAAAGACCGUUUCAAAGUGGUCACAGAGUUCAUAGGCCGCGGUGGAAUAGAUUCGUUGUAA